Naumovozyma castellii is the source of this 1326-nucleotide messenger RNA. Its product is annotated as cation diffusion facilitator family transporter. Bases 1 to 1326 code for a protein of 441 amino acids. The transcript has a single exon. The record is from RefSeq and is a predicted model, not a curated record. NCBI's taxonomy places the organism in Eukaryota, Fungi, Ascomycota, Saccharomycetes, Saccharomycetales, Saccharomycetaceae.
AUGCUACAAUCACAAAUAAUGCUGAUCGCCAGAGGUAACACUCUCCAAUUCCGUUCGCUUGCGUCCUUCCAUACCAUACGGUCAUUACAAUACAGAAACUCCGCUAAACUGCUCCACAGUCACAAUUUAAACAACGAUGACUUCAAUGCUCAUGAUCAUGUUCAUCUACGUGAAUCAGAAACGGAAAAGAACGAUUCCAUUCAACUAGGGGUCCCACAAUCACAUACCCAUUCACACUCACACUCACAUGCCAACCCGCUGCUAAAACUAAACCUCGAACAAGUAAAACAUAAUCCAGGUGUAAGAAUAACUUGGAUAGGUCUCGGGAUAAACGUCGCCAUUGCCGCGGGCAAGUUCGUCGGUGGUAUAGUAUUCCAUUCCCAGGCACUGUUUGCAGAUUCCAUUCAUGCCCUAAGUGACUUGAUAUCAGAUGUAUUAACAUUAUUCUCUGUCAAAUUAGCUACUUCCACACCGUCUAAGGAAUACCCCUACGGUCACGGUAAAGUGGAAACGGUGGGUUCAUUAGCUGUUUCCACUAUUUUGGCCAUGGCGGGAAUAUCCAUCGGAUGGACCUCCCUAUGCACCAUUGUCGGCCCCAUCAUUCCUCAUAUAAUAAUGGAUACAUUCGCUAAUAUAAUGGGUACUCACGGACAUUCUCAUAGUGUGGUCCCUGAAGGUGUAGCAGACAUUAAUGCCGCAUGGAUCGCUGGUGGCUCCAUCGUCGUCAAAGAAUGGAUCUUCCAUGCAACAAAGAAGAUCGCCAUACAGACCAAUUCUAACGUGCUAAUGGCAAAUGCUUGGCAUCAUAGAGUGGAUUCACUGACCUCUUUGGUCGCUCUCGUGGCUAUCACUUCAGGGUAUUUCUUCAAUGUACAAUCGCUGGAUGCCAUUGGUGGGUUGAUUGUUUCGGGAUUGGUUAUUAAGGCUGGUGGUGAGGGGAUGAUUGGUGCCAUGAAGGAAUUGAUUGAUCAAUCUAUCCCCAUGACGGAUCCCCGUUAUGUAGAAGUGGAAACUGCAGUGAGGAAAGGAUUGGAGAAUCUAGUUUCUAAUAAUAAUUCCAAGAAAAAGUAUGCCAUUAAGGAUUUGACUUUAUUGUCCUCUGGUAGAAACGUAAGAGUCGUUAUGACGUUGUUGGUACCCAUUCAAAGAUGGGAUAACGUCUUGGGAAUUCAUGAAUUUGAAAAUGUCUCUAACCAUGUGAAGAAUGUGUUAUACAAGAAUGUGGAAAAUGUGGGGAAAAUCGAUAUUGAAUUCGUUGAGGAAAAGGAACACACCUCUCCUCAUUAUACAGGUGUUGAUGAGACACUUCAUACUCAUAAACACUAG